Molecule: messenger RNA, 4097 nt
Organism: Ogataea polymorpha
Lineage: Eukaryota; Fungi; Ascomycota; Pichiomycetes; Pichiales; Pichiaceae
Exons: 1
Coding region: 1894-3732 (612 amino acids)
Biological process (GO): transmembrane transport
Molecular function (GO): transmembrane transporter activity
Source: RefSeq, a predicted model, not a curated record
GAUUUAUAGGGCAUGGCCGCGAAUGUUGAAGCCCAGCUCAAAGAUCCAGAGUAUGAUACUCAAGUUCAUCAGGUAAGGGAUCCUAAUGCCCGUCCUGAGGCUUUCAAAUCUACCUUUCAGGAGGUUCUUUGCGUAAUUGUUGUUUGCCUUGCGGUGGCAACCAGUUCAAUUCCCGAGGGCAGUUUCCAGACAAGCCUUACGAAUCUGGCCAACAGCUUUGAAGUCAACGGGGGCCAGCUGGUGUGGAGCGUUUCAUCAAUUGUGCUCUCCAGUGGAAGCUUUCUACUCAUUGGUGGUAAGUUGACCGACUGUUUCGGCCGACGUCGCGUGAUGCUCUUUUGCUUCUCAGGCUUCACGCUGGCAUCGCUGGUUGCAGGAUUCAUGAAGAACUUCAUCGGUCUGGUCAUUCUCAGGGCCGUUGAGGGUCUGUUUUUUGCGCCUUUGAUUCCUGCGGGUGCCGGUCUGAUAGGAUCGUUGUAUAAAGAGUCGCGACGGCGGAACGUUGCGUUUGCCGUGUUCUCCAGUGGUGGUGCCAUCGGAUACAUAGCUGGUCUUCUGAUCGGAGGCGUGUCUGUGACGGCGUUCAGCUGGAGGGCAGUUCAAUUUUUCACUGCUAUAUUUUUUGGGGCAGUGACUAUAGUGGCAUAUUUUGUGGUCCCCAAAGACAAGCCAUUGGACAAGAUUACGGUCAAGCAAACGUUGCUGAAGCUGGACUAUCUUGGGUCUUUUUUGAUUCUCUCCGCAUUUGCACUGAUCUCGUUUUCGCUAACCCAGGUCGACGCAGCAAAACGUAGAUGGCACACACCUUACAUCUACUCUCUCUUAAUCGUUGGAAUUUUUUUGCUAGGAGUUUUCAUCCUGGUGGAGCUGUACGUGGCGCACGAUCCGAUCAUGCCGAUGCAGCUCUGGAGAAACAACAAUUUCGUCCUGUCCAUGGUGGUGGCAUCGCUCACAUGGGUCACGUUUAUCGGGUGUCUGGGUUACUACCCUAUGCUUUAUUUCCAGGAUAUAAAAAAUUGGGGAGCGCUGCACACGGCACUUGCAGCCAUGCCGAUGGGGGUGAGCGGCAUCUUUACAAACCUAUUUGUUGCGGUGUCGUUCCACGUGAUCUCGGGUAAAAUUAUGCUUAUAGGCGGGAAUCUUUGCAUUCUGGGUGCUAGCAUUAUCUGGGCUACCAUGGGCUACCACAGAAAUUACUGGCUGGGCCCGUUUUGGGGGUACAUUCUGUCAGCCGUUGCGUGCGACAUCACGUAUAACGUGUGUACGAUGGUGACCAUGUCUGCCGUGGAUGUGAAAGAUCAAGGGUCGGCAGCAGGAGUGUUCAACACAAUUCUUCAAUUAGUCACUGUGGUGGGGCUCAGUUUGGGCUCAGUUUUAAUUUCGGCCCGAGAUCCGUAUUAUGGAAAGUCGGAACAAAAUUUAUAUCCAGAGCUCCUGUUUUACGGCAUACGAAACGUCUUCUAUCUAGCAAUUGGGUUCAGUGGGGCAGCACUGAUCAUCUCGUUUUUCGUCAACGUGGGCACUUCGGGCAGUGCUAAGGCUUUGAAUAAAGAGGAGCCCUGCCAAGAGCGCUAGUGUCCGGCUAUAGCCGGUUCGGAAAAAAAUUUUGCGCCGGCAACUUCUUUUCCCCUGCUGCAUAGUUAUCCACCCGAAACAGAAAUCUCUUCUCCCAAACUGUAUAAUGUUAAGUCCGCAACACCGAUCAGUUCGGAGUUAGUUAUUGUCCUCCGGGAUUGCUGCUUGUCGGCACGGCGUGGUUCUGUUUCUGCCGUCAAAUUUUUUUUUACACCAGUUUGUUUAUUUCUCGCAUUAUUAAUUCUCUUUUUUUUUCCGCAUACUUCUAAUUAAGGCUCAGCACAGGUGGAGAAUUACGUCUUUAGUUGUUUUUCCAAUAUGAGUUCUUCCCGUACGCACUCUUUGAGCUCGUCUUAUAAUAACACUGAAUCGUUCUACACCGCAGAGUCCACGAGCGAUGCCGAUGGCUCGUCUCAGGCCGAAAAUCUGCCUGGAGAUAACACCAUCUCCCAGGACUCGGAGGCCAAAUCCAGUGCCUCGACGUUAGAUCAAGACCCUCUCGGCCAUGACGCCUAUGCUGCCCAGCCUGCCAAAUAUGAACCUCAUGCACUCAACGAGGACAAUUUUCCUCCUGACCUAGAACCUAAUUCUCGUAGAGAGUCGAUUACUGAGGUUUCCAGGGAGUUGUCUAGAGUGCUCACGAACGCCAGGUCCAUUGAGGACAGGAUAAAGAAACAGGAAGAGGCGGGUGUGCCUAUUCCUCCGAUGGGUGGUGGCAAGGAUUAUCCACCUAUGCUGCCCGAUAAGGAGCCUUAUGUGGUCGCUUUCGACGGUGAAAACGAUCCUUUCCAUCCACAUAACUGGCCAUUAAAGACAAAAGUUAUCCAGUGCGCAAUCAUUGGCGCAGAUACAUUCUGUAUUGCGUUUGGCUCAGCCGUUUUCUCUGAAGGAGUCCCUGAGAUCGCUGCCCAAUAUCACGUGGCCCCUGUCGUUGCCACGCUGGGUAUCACCCUGUAUGUUCUUGGUUUUGCAACAGGACCUGUGGUCUGGGCUCCUCUGUCCGAAUUGUACGGUAGAAGGCCUGUGAUGCUUAUUUCCUCGGUUGCAUUUGCUGCCUUCAAUUUCGCAGUCGCAUGUUCCGAUAGACUAGAGUCGAUUUUGAUUUGCAGGUUCUUCGCUGGCUGUUUGGGAGCGGCACCAAUGGUGGUUGCUCCGGCUGGUUUUGCAGACAUGUUUGGCAACCGCACGAGAGGUACAGCAAUGGUGGUGUUUUCGAUGGCUGUGUUUGUUGGCCCAUUACUGGCUCCGUUCAUUGGAGGUUUUAUCGUGGCUAACUCAAGUCUUGGCUGGAGAUGGACCGAAUUCAUCACCGGCAUCCUUGCAUCGGCGAACGUGGCUCUGGUCGUCCUAUUUAUGAGAGAAACACAUCAUCCGAUUUUGUUGGUCGAAAAAGCCAGAGAAAUCAAGAGACGUACUAAUAACUGGGGUAUUCAUGCUCCCCACGACGAGUUCCAGCUCAGUGUCAGAGAAAUCGUUGAGAACAAUCUUUCCAGACCGCUCAAGAUGCUUUUCACGGAGCCGAUCAUUUUCUUCAUCAGUGUGUACAAUGCUUUCAUCUACGGCAUGUUGUACCUUUUUUUGACUGCAUACCCAUUUGUCUUCCAGGAAGGAUACAAAAUGGCUCCCGGUGUUGCCGAAUUGCCAUAUUUUGGAAUGGUGAUUGGCGAGGUCUUGGGGGGUUGUUUCUGUAUCUACCAUGAGAAAGGUUACGUUCGUGCUUUGGAAGCAAAUAACGGAAAAAUUGUCCCAGAAGCCAGACUCCCAACCAUCAUCUGGGGUGGUGUGGCCUUUCCUAUUGGUAUUCUGUGGUUUACUUGGACAGGUAACUACCACGAUGACAUCCAUUGGAUUGUGCCAACCGUUUCUGGUCUCUUCACCGGUUUCGGUCUCAUGGGAAUCUUUAUUCCAAGUAUGAACUAUAUCAUCGAUAGCUACCUGAUUUUUGCCGCCUCUGCCAUGGCUGCCAACACAUUCUUGAGAUCCUCGUUUGGUGCUGUCUUCCCGCUGUUUGCUUCCUUCAUGUUCCAAAACAUGCACACCAACUGGGCAGGUCUUCUUCUUGGCCUUUUCUCUAUACUUCUGAUUGCCUGCCCAAUUCUUUUCGUCAUAUAUGGAAAGAAGCUCAGACAGAAGUCCAAGUAUGCAUUUGAUCUCUAAUUGGAGAUCAUACUCGUUAUUAUACUACAGCAUUGUUCAUAAUUGCGAAUCUGAAUUUAAUUUAUCGUAAACAACUGUAUGCCCAACCGCGACCCUUACAACAUCUUCAUGCUAUAUUCGCUCACAUCGCUAUCGCUGCGUUCUCUUUUCUCGCCUCCAAAUUCAGGAGAGCAAGGCGACACUCCCUGAAUGACAAAUGGUGCACUCACAGAGUUUGACAAGUCCAAGUAUCUGUUUUGUGUCGGUCUUGUGCUAGGAGGCAACAACUCUUCGAUCUUGACGUCUUGGCUUUCGUUCAAAGAAGAAUUGACGCUUUUCAUUAAUUCCACGGCUUCCAUAGCUAAAAUAUUCUAGAGAUGAUCUUU